AUGCCGGAUUUAAUGCAUGAGCCGUUGGAAAUAGAAGACCCGCCAAGCGCUAAGCCGCUGGAAAUUGGAGAAAGAGAAAUAGGAGUACCAAGCGGACAUACCGUUGCUAUUAGUGGUCCAUCAGGAGGAGGCAAGUACAGAAAGACACGUACAGAAGUCACUACUCCAGAUACUGCAACCACAUCGAUAAUCGAUUUUGGUAGCGCUGCGUUUCAGCAAUCACCCUACCAACAAGUAUCAACGGGGACAUUAUCACCUGAAGAAGUCCAGAACAUCAAACAAAUAGAAGUUAUACUGAAAGGAUGA
Paraglomus occultum is the source of this 306-nucleotide messenger RNA. NCBI's taxonomy places the organism in Eukaryota, Fungi, Glomeromycota, Glomeromycetes, Paraglomerales, Paraglomeraceae. The record is from the annotation of a GenBank genome assembly.